This is a messenger RNA of Eutrema salsugineum, 1176 nucleotides long. RefSeq names its product putative F-box protein At1g53360. NCBI's taxonomy places the organism in Eukaryota, Viridiplantae, Streptophyta, Magnoliopsida, Brassicales, Brassicaceae. The transcript has a single exon. Bases 1 to 1176 code for a protein of 391 amino acids. Gene Ontology annotation, molecular function: protein binding. The record is from RefSeq and is a predicted model, not a curated record.
AUGGAAAAUUUGGAGCAGCACUUGUCGGAGAAUCUAUCAAUCAUCUCCAGACAUGAAACACAAUCUUCGAACUCGGUAAGAGAAUACUCAGACCCAAUCCCUGGUGAUAUACUCAUCGAUAUAUUCUCUAGAGUCCCGGGAAAGUCUGUAGCUAGGUUUCGUUGCGUAUCGAAAUUCUGGGCAUCCUUACUUCGACGUCCUGAUUUCACCGAAUUGUUUCUGACCAAGUCUUUGGCUCGUCCACGGCUCUUUUUCAAUGUAAGAGUUAAUGGAAAGUCAUUGUUCUACUCUUCACCUCAGCCACAAAAUCCAGAUGAGAACUCUUGUCUUGUAGCCACCCGAUAUAACACGCCCUAUCCCGAAUAUUUUCCAUAUGAUAUGUUCUGUAAUUCGUCGAUCUGUGGAUUGGUCUUGCUUUGUGGAUGGAGUAGAAUGAAUGUGUGGGUGAUUUGUAACCCUGCCACGGGAGAGUUUUUAACCUUACCCAAAGUGAAAAUUCAGAACAAGCACGAGAAACUUUCACAAAUGUAUCUUGGCUAUGAUCCGAUAGGCAAACAGUUCAAAGUGUUGUGUAUGACCUCUUCAGGAGGUGAUGAUGAAAGACCCAAUACUCAUCAGGUUUUGACAUCGAAGUCUGGAAAACGUUUUUGGAGAAGGAUCGAACAAAGAUUCCGUUUGUAUGAUAGAAUGGAUGGUGAAGUAUGCAUAAAUGGUGUUUUGUAUUUCGGAGGAGCUAGGUUUGGACAACCUUCUGUAGUUUGCUUCGACGUUAGGUCAGAAAAGUUCAGCUUUAUCAACACAAAUGAAGAGAUGGGAGAAGAGCUGGGUAUUUUUGCUUGGACUUUGUUCAACUACAAAGGUAAAGUAGGUAUACAUGAUUGGAAUGGAAAUGACCAUCACCUUGUGUGCUGGGUUCUAGAAGAUGCUGUAAAUCAUAAAUGGUCCAAGCAUAAACACGUAUUGCCUGAUGUAGUCAAUGAGAACAUGAUGUUUGUUGGAAUGACUAGUACAGGUGAUAUUAUGUGGUCGUUGUACAACGUUGUCCCAUCAAACCUUUACAUCUACAGUAUGGAGAGGAAAACUAUAACAAGCUUGAAUAUUCAGGGAGAAGAGUUUAAGGAUGAUUAUAUAGGUCAAAUCUUUGUUGACUAUGUAGAGAACAUGAAGUUUAUCUAA